This is a messenger RNA of Rhipicephalus sanguineus (brown dog tick), 12872 nucleotides long. RefSeq names its product mediator of RNA polymerase II transcription subunit 12-like protein. Gene Ontology annotation, molecular function: transcription coactivator activity. The record is from RefSeq and is a predicted model, not a curated record. Gene Ontology annotation, biological process: regulation of transcription by RNA polymerase II. Gene Ontology annotation, cellular component: mediator complex. Bases 5 to 7372 code for a protein of 2455 amino acids. Lineage: Eukaryota; Metazoa; Arthropoda; Arachnida; Ixodida; Ixodidae. The transcript has 42 exons.
CACAAUGAUGGCCGCCCCUUCGUGGCUGUACGAGAAGAGGCAUUUAAAAAAGCCACGAUUGGGACCUCCAGACGUUUAUCCGCAGGAUCCGAAACAAAAAGAGGAUGAGCUCACCGCUAUAAACGUGAAACAGGGGUUUAUUACAAAUCCCCAAAUCAACGACGAGUAUGGUUCCGCCAGAAAUGCCAACAUCACAUCCGCAAAAUUCGGCGCCUUCUUCAGUGCCAUCCUUUCUAAAAAACAAGAACUUAAUACGAUCCAAGAUUCGGCUCGAAAGAAACAGCAAGUCAAUGCCAAAGAGCACUUUUGGCCAGUUACAGCAAGGUCCAAGAACGCAAUUGAGGCUUGGUUCCGUGAUCUUGCUGGCUCUAAACCACUUACCAGCCUGGCAAAGAAGGUUCCCAUAUUCAACAAAAAGGAAGAAAUAUUCUUGACGCUGUUUGAGUUCUCUGUGCCUAUGCUUCGAGCUGCUUGGUUUAUCAAAAUGACUUCAGUUUAUCACGUUGCCAUUUCCGAAGCAAAAAUGAAGAAGAGGCAACUUCCAGACCCGUGCCAAGAGUGGACAGCGUCUUUGUGCAAGUUUCUACGUGAGCUGCUGCACAAGCUGGUAGAACACAGCCACCCUACAGGCCCACCGCCACCUCCUCAAGGAGCGGGCGGAACCACACCAGGUGGCCCCGGUGGUGGAGGUGGGGCAAGUCCUGGUCCCCCUGUGGCUACACCUGCUGCUCCCAGCAUUCCUCCUGAUACCACCAUAGCCAAGCAGUGGCACUACUGCACCAACCUGGCCUCACACCUCUACGAGGAAGGGCUACUGGACCAUCAGGACUUUCUCAGCUGGAUUCUGGAGCUGGUUGAGAAGACCAAGACUCCAGAUGACCCCAUCUUGAAGCUUGUCAUGCCACUCACAUUACAGUAUGUCGGUGAGUUCUCUCGCUCUGAGCUGCUGUCACGGCGGCUGGCUCAUCACUGUUCCAAAAAGCUAAGUCAGCUGGUUGCUGACUACACAGUCAGCUCUUCGAGGAGCCAGAGUCCAGUGACGACUGUCAACUCAGUCACAACGAAUGGCGGGAACACAGUGUCUCCAGUGCCAAAUCCUCCCUCCAUCAGUCCUCUGGCAGCAAGCUUUGCGGAAUGCCUCAGCUGUCCUCAUCACCGUUCUAUUGUUCUUCAGUUAUCAGUAGUUCUGCAGUACAUCACACUGAAGUGCCCUACUGCUCUUGUGUGGAACAGCAUUGGUGAAGGCAAGGCGAAUCCCAUUCUGAAUGGCAGUCCCUUGGACUUGCUUCCGUGCCCGCCAUCGUGUCUGCCGAUGCCACCAAAGUCUCUUGGCGUCCAGUCUCCCUUCAAGGUUGCAGAUCAACAGCAAGUGCGGCAAGAGCUGCGCCGAGUGGAGCAGCAGGUGAUUCAGCGGGGGCGGGCAGCCGAGAUGCACUGGUCCUGCGACAAGUGGCAGCAAAUGGCCGCAGGCACAACCAUUACACGGGUGCUGGGAGUCCUAGAUGCCUUGGACAGGCAUAGCUUUGACCGAGUGGAUGCCACCAACUCCCUGGACACGCUCUACUCCAAAGUGUUUGCCAAAAGUGGUGACCAGCCCCAACCCGCGGCCUCUACACCUGGUGCAAGUCCUGGCCAUGGGGUGGUGACAGGAGGGGCUGGGGGCAAUGCAGAGGUGUUGGGGCCACAGCUGUCAACACCUCCUUCGCAGGACGAGCCCAUUGUGCGACUUUUGUGCGAGUGGGCCGUCACAACCAAGCGCAGUGGCGAGCACAGGGCCCUUGUCGUUGCACGCCUGCUUGAGAAGCGUCAGAAUGAGCUUAACAUAGAGAAGUACAAUGACGCCGACCUGGUGGACGAAAAGGAUUCUCAGGACUCUGGGAUGGCACCCACCGGUUUACCCAUAUUCCAGAGCCUGCUCGUCAAUUUCCUUGACAUGGAAGCCCCUGUCCUUGAUGACAAGCCAUCUCCUGAGAACCGGACAGCCUUUGCCAACCUUGUGCUGCUGUUUGCCGAGCUGAUCCACUGUGAUGUGUUCUCCCACGAUGCCUACAUGUGCACCCUGAUCUCGCGGGGUUACUUUGCCAGUUACCCACCAGGGGGUGCCGGUCUGCCGAGUGUCAUGGGAACGGGAGCAGGCAGCGUUGGUGGUGCCCCGCGUGCUCCAUCACCUGAACCGUCACUCACAGGUUUCCUUGAUCCCAACCUGGGCCCCUCACCUAGCCAUGGGAGUGCCAGCAACCCUGGAAACACUGGUGGCAUGUCCAUGGGUCUAGGAUUGGGUGAAUUGGGCAUUGGGAAUCUUGGGGAGCCUUCUCGUCAGGCUGACUCGCUGCAUAUGUUCGAGCCGGGUGCAGUGAAACAUGAGGUUGGCUGGGGUGUUCAGAUGGACAUGGAUGAUGCGGGACUGGAUGCUGACCUGGAUAACAUCUUGCAACGCAUCAAAGAAGGCCAGCAGAACAUGAGUGACCAACCUGAUUCCGUAGGCUCGGACAAGGAAGAAGGGGGCUCCCUCCAAGGCCCUACCACACCCAUGGCCGAGACUCCAGCGGGUGGGGGUGCAGGUUCCCAGCCAGGUGGUGGGGCCUCGGGUGUCAGUGGGACUCCAGGGAGUGGUGUACGGAGUCCCAACUGGCCCCUGCGGCACCUGCAGUACACCACACACUUCCCUCUGCCUCAGGAGGAAGGGGGUCUCUGGUCUCAUGACUGCAACCAACGGCACAUUCUGCUCUACGGUGUGGGAAAGAUUCGUGACGAGGCACGGCAUGCACUCAAGAAGGUCACCAAGGAAAUACAGAAGCUGUUUGCCAAGAAGGCAUCGAUGGACAUCGCUGACGGGGGAAAGGUCAAACGGCAUGCUCGUGAGGGUUUCAACUUUGAGGCAGUCACGGCAAGAUUCCAGUCCCUUUCGUAUUUUGACCAACAUGUGGUUGCCCAGACAUGUGCUGCAUCAGUGGUGGAGAUGUUGGCUGGCUUUGCUGCAGGAUCCUCGAAUCACCUGCCUCUUGUUGACUACAUUGCCUUUCUCUUUGACCUUAUGGAGCUGUCCUUCAACAUUCAUGGCUUGAUCAAGUUUGGCCUUCAGUUGCUGAAAGAGCUCGUUGAAGUUGAGAACCAGCUUGCACAGAAGGGUUCUACUCUUAGUGGAUCAUAUGCAACAUCUCUAGGCUUGUACAUUGUAGGCCUGUUUUAUAGGUACCAUUGCUGCCUGCUUGUAUGCCAAGAUUAUACUUUACAAGCUUGUGAAAGUUUGUGCAAGCUAGUGAAGAAUGUUGCCAACCCUGCGGAAUGCAGUUCUGCAGAACGCUGCAUACUGUGCUACCUGCAUGACCUGUACUCUUCAUGCUCCUACCUCAAGUCCAAACAUUCCGAAAUUUUUGGCUCUUUCUAUUCAAAAGUCAAGCAAACACUGUAUGCGUCUCAAACACCAUCAUCUCUCAACCUUCGUUGGGACAGUUCGUACAUGAUUGAAUGUGUAAAUAACCCCAGGGUUAGGGUUGAUCCCCAACAAAUCAAACAGCUCAGUGAAAAUUCUGCAUUUAGGUACAGCUUUGUUUGCAAUGCUGUUCAGAGCAUCUCUGUGGCACAAGAUGCAGACAGGCUGAAUGACAUCUCUCUCCUGUGUGCUGAACUUACUGCCAGUUGUGGUCUGCUUAGUGCUGAAUGGCUGGGUGUCCUCAAAGCUCUUUGCUGUUCAUCUAAUCAUACGUGUGGCUUCAUUGACGUCCUGACUCAAGUUGAUGUGGGAGACCUGUCCAUCCACGACAACCUGGCAGUCUUCACGUGCAUCCUGGUAGCGAGGCGCUGCUUCUCCCUCCAGGAUUUUGUAGUGCAUGUGGCCAUACCGUCGCUGCUAUCUGCUAGCCCUGUGGGUGGAGACGCUGACCAGGAUGCCGAGUUGGGUGCUCGGUUGACGUGCCACCUACUGCUGCGGCUCUUCCGCACAGUAGACUCCACGCCACCUGCCGGGAGUGCCACGCCUCUUCCAAGGCCUCUCUUUCUCAUCCGAUCUCCGUGCGAUCGUCAUCUUCUGUCGGCCGCUCACAGCAGCAUGCGUGUUGAGCCAGUCCUUGCGGUCCUCAAGGCUAUCUUGCUGCUCGGUGAUGCUAGCACGCCGGCCUUGGAGGCCAAAGCAAAGCUGGACUCAACUCAGGGCAAAGGGGAGCCCAGCAUCAAUGACCUCCUUGGCCCAAUAGAUGACACAGACUUUGACCUCAGUGUGCCUGCCACUUUGGGCAGGCAUCCAAGCAGCGUGGGUGCCCCACGCGGAACAGGCAUAGACAGUGCUGGCCUGAAUGAAUUUGCCAAGUAUGCUUUGGGUGCAAUCUGCAGCCAACAGUGGAUUCAUGAACGCUGCCUUAGAGAUCCCGAUGUGCUCUGUUCGCCGGAUCUGCUGCUGGAUCCAAUGCUGUCACACAAACAGGCGGAGACAUUGUUGCACAUGAUCUGCCACCCUAAGAGCAGCAGCAGUGGCAACAUGAAUUCGUGGCUUUCCCCUGGCACCAGUAACAAUGGCAUUGACACAUUUGGUUCCAUAGUGGCGAACAGCGCUGGCGGAAGUAGCAGCAGCAGCUCGGGAAAUGGUGCCAAUGGUGGCUCGGCAGGCGGUGGCUCAAGUCCCCACGAAAGAGAGCCAUGCGACCAGCGACAGUUGGUAAGUCGGGUGUUGCUGGGCCUGGACCAAUGGAGCAUGCGGGUGUCGUGGCUGGAGCUGCAGUUACGCUACAAGCAGUGUGCCAACCCUGCUGAGGUCAACGGAUGGCUGGACAGCGUAGCCCGGGCCACCAUUGAUGUCUUUCAGCUCACUAGUGAGGAGUCCCCGCUGCCUCUGUCAUCAUCCCAUCGGUCCUCAGGGGGAGAUCCAGCAUCACCAGUGCCAUUUUCUAGGCCCAGUGGUAAUGGGGGCAGCACCUAUGGAAGGCAAGAAAACGACCGCAUCUGGUUUGUGGCUCCGCUAAUAGCAAAGCUGCCUGCUGCAGUUCAGGGAAAGGUCUUGAGGGCCGCAGGACAAGUUUUGGAGAGUGGCAGCUGGGCUUUCAUCACAUCCUCGUCUUCUUCUAAAAGCAAGGACAAGGACAAGCAGGUGCAGAGAAGUGCGUCCCUACUGAGUCACCAGCCAUUCCUGUCACUGGUGCUCAUGUGCCUCAAGGGCCAGGAUGAACAGCGGGAAGGCCUGCUCAACUCUCUCCACUCGCAGCUCUCGCAGUGUGUCCACAUCUCCAAGGAUGAGAAGCCUAUAGCAGAGGACUUGAAGAGUCGGCUGCUACUGCACGAGGCACUGUUGCUGAGGCUAAGCCUUGUGGGGGGCAUGUUCGACAUGAUUCAGCGCAACACAAGCCUCACCACCGACUGGGCCCUGCUGCUUGUGCAGCUUAUCAGCCAUGGGGUCGUUGACCUGCACUGCAACUUUGAACUGUUCACCACUGUCCUUGACAUGUUGGCUGCACUCAUCCACACAACCCAGAAUGCUGACAGUGUGUCCGGAGAAGAAACUCGCAAGCAGUAUCUCAACCUAGUGAAAAAGAUGAAGAAAGAGGUGUCAGACACGGACACGGAAUCAAUGAAAAUGGUGCACCAGUUGUUGCCUCUCACCAAGCAGCAGUGUGAGGUGAUCGCCUGUGAGCCGAUGGGCAGCCUCAUUGAUACCAAGGGGAACAAGAUUGCUGGUUUUGACUCAAUAGACAAGAAGCAGGGUCUUCAAGUGGCUGAAAAACAGUGUGUGAGUCCUUGGGACUUGCUCGAAGGUCAGCGAAACCCAGCCCCACUUUCGUGGAUGUGGUUUGGGGCAGUACGCAUGGAGCGCAAGCCUCGUCUGGAGGAGAUGCCCCGGGGCAGUCUUCUGUGGCACACACACUCGGCCCUUGCCAAGCCAGCUUCUUAUUUCCUGGAACCACCGCCCCUGCCUCCCGAGGAGCUUUUGGAGCCACCCCCCUCCCAUCACCUUGUGCCUCACCUGGCUCCACCUCACAUGGGCCAACCCCCUGACAAGCAUCUGCAGAUGCAGCUGCUGGAAGACUCCAAGCGAGCACUGCAUGAGAUACACAGUGCACCCUCACCACGUGGAGGUGCCAAGAAGCCCAAGGCCCAGAGGCGGCCUCGCAAGGCCAAGGGCCUUGCAGGGCAGGCCCCACCGGUCCGUGGCUCCCUGGCCUACCCCCCUGAGCAGCAGCCCAUGUACCCCCAGGGACCACCUCCACCUCCACAGCAGUGGUACGGACAGCAGCCACCACCCAUGCAGCAGCCAUCGUACUACGCACCCCAGCAGCCCUUGCCCCCAGGACCCCGCUUCGAGCGCCAGCUUUCUCAGUCCAAGGCUGCCCUCAGCUCCAUGCUGCGAGCUCGUCACCCUUCAGCACAGUUUCUUGGUGGGCCGCCCCAAGGAGCUCCCCAGGGUCCACAGGGGGCACCUCAAGCCGCCAUGCAAGGUCCGGUUGGUGGACCAGGAAGCACUGGUGCACCACCAUAUGCCCCACCAAACAUGGACAUGCUGCAGAAGCAGCAGCAGCAGCGCCACCAAAUGAUGAUGCGCCAGCAACAGAUGCGCCCCCAGGGCAUGGCCCCUCAACAAGUGGGCCAACAAGGCAUGUUCCACCCUGGCAUGCAGCAGGGAGCACAGGCUCAAGCAGCUGGCAUGCACCACCUGCCUCCACCAGGGGGCAUGAGCCAAAACUAUGGUGGGGGAUAUGGGGGUGGCGGGCCGCCUCCGCAAGCCCUGAUGGAACGCCGAGCAGCAGCUGGCGUGGCUGGUGCCCCACCGGGCCCUGGUGGUGGCAUGAUGGGCCCAGCCCCGCCAGGCUUUGGCCAGGGCUACAACCCAGGGGGGGCAGGGAACACCAUGGGAGGACCCCCUCAACAGUCUGGCAACAUGGGCAUGAUGAGUGCGGCCGCAGCAGGCAUGCAGAACCCCGGGCCGCAACAGUACCUGGCUAACAGGCCACAGUAUGCCCUCGGUCAAGGAGGAGCCGGCGGUGGAGGGGGCCACCCUGGCAACCCCAUGGUGGGUUCAACAGGGGCUGGCCACCUCGGGGGCCCCGGUGGAGGUGGCCCCCAGGGUGGGGCCGGGGCGCCCCCGGGGGGCCCGAUCCCGGGUGGGGGUGGCUACGGUGGGGGCGCGCCUGGUGCGACCUCAGCUAAUGCGGCUGGCUUGAUGGCCAGCUCCAUGCACCACCAGCAGUUCAUGGCCCUCAAGCAGCAGCAGCAACACCAGCCUCCGCCACCGCACCAGCAGCAACAGCAGCACCAGCAGACCGCAGCGCUAGUGGCCCAGCUGCAGCGGCAGCUCUCGGGCAGCGGCCAGGUGCCACCCCAGCAGCAGCAACAACCGCAGGGACCGCCGCAGCAGCAUUCGGCAUACCAGCACCCGGGUCCCUACUGAAGGCUCCCACCAUUGCACAUGGCAGCUCUCGUGCCAGCAAGGUUUAUGACAGAUAUAAUGCAGCAGCAAUUCAAAUCCCUCGUGACAGUAGCCAGAAUGUGAGCUACGAUUAAGGUAACACAUUGGCAGAAUCUGCCCAACAACAUGCAGAACCACACUGAGCUGCAGUUCUGGCUGCUAUUCAAAUGAUAGCCACAAUUGUAACUUUUUUUUACAGCAGUGACAUCCUGUUAAUGGCCUUAGUAAAAGGGUUAUAUGAAGCAAAUGCAAACAAGCACAAUCAUGAACUUUUAAGGGCUUUGAAAUGUUAUCUUGUGGGAUUUCAAGGCAUGACGUGCAUCAGUGUACUGGUGCUCCAGUUGCACAUAGCUACAGGUCAACCCCCUCCAUACAAUUCCUGCCAGUUGUGUGCCAGUACACUUAUGGGGAGGAGGUGCAAGGUGUGUCAGUGAUCCCCUUCUAAAGUUUAUUUUUACCACUUAGUGACACUAGAGUGAUUGAACUCGACAGAGUUGCACAGUUUUACUUUUCUGAGAAACACGUCAGAGCAACACUGACAGUUAAAGGCAUCAGCCAGUCGAAAUCAAGCUUGGUGGUUCUACCACAUUGUGCACAGAUGAAAAGUGCCUGUCUACUGACUGUGUGGCUGUGUCACCCAUAACGGCUGUACUAACCCCACACUCGCAGCCUCUGUAUGAACACUCAGGGUCCCUAUUAAGACCCUCCCCAUCCCCACAGGCUGUUUCUCUGGCUAGAGCCUUUUCCUUACAGCUAGGCAAAGCCACAACUGUGCUUGUCGCCGCGAACUCAGUUACGUCACUAUACUUUCUAUACCAGCGUCUUGUAUUUGUGGUGAACAAUUCUGUAGUCUGCCUUCCUGCCACCUGUAAGGUAGCAGGAAGGCAGACUACUCUGUUUUACUCGCUUUACGUUGUUUUAGUAGCACAGCCGAACGACGCAAUAGCUAGGAAGAUUUUGGUGGAAGGCUGACACAUGAGCUAGUUGGUAUUAUUUCGUACCAGAUUGGCCAGUGCACUCACACAAAUAUGGUAAACAAGGUAAACACAGCACUGAACUUCCGUGCUGUUUCUGUGGUCCUUCUUUACCUUGUCUGUGUGUUGGUGUGCUGCCAUUCUAGCAUGAAGAACUUAGUGUCACUGUAAAAAUUGUGUUAUUGUUGAUAUGAGGGAUUUGUUGUGAACAGCUUUGUGCUACUUGGGGGAUUCUGUAUUCAUAUUAUUUUGCAGUCAGCAUGAAAGAAAUGACCUAACAGUCAUAUUUAUUAGGCAGCAUACGAACACACUAGAAAAUAAAUGUGUAUAAUAUGUAAUGUAUGGCUAUUAAGAGGACACUUUAAAAUUAAAAGGAAAAAAAAAACAAGUGCAACGUAAGCUUAGACUGGUGGAGUAGUCUUCUGAAACUCUUGAUGUGCAUGUAGAGGAAAGAGGGCAACUUUUAUUGGCAAAAAAAAGGGUAACACUCGCCCUUUUUUGAAUUUUAUACCUGAAGAAGCGGUAAUAGUAAACUAUGAAAAGAAGAAAAAGGAAAAGAACCUUGGACAAAGAGGGAGGGCCACAUACACUGUAGCCAUCUCACGUCUGAGGAGGCACUUGAAUUGUCCCAGAAUUGUCACGUAGCCAUGAGAUAAAUAAGGGAGGGAGAAUUUACAAGAUAAAUGUAAAGAAAAUAGGAGGACACAAGUACAAAGGGAGCAUGUUAGUAAGUACCAAAGGCAAAGGAGCAUACAACUCUCCCUAUGUCCAUGACACACACAUGCACACCACACGGAGCUAUUUGCACAAGUACUACAUGUGCAUCUGCAGUGCACAACAGGCACUGUGUGCUGUCGUUCAGCCACAUACUGUCACGUAUAGGCUUGUGCGAAUAUUCGAGCACAUCCAAUAUUCGAACGAAUAUUGCAGUAUUCAAAUUCGCUUCGAUUCGACUUUAAAUUAUUGGAAAUUUCGAAGUAGUCGAAACGAACGAAUAGGUUUAUAUUAGUCCGCAUGUAACCCCCCUGUAACGGUGCUUUCACUGCAGUAGAGGAGUGCUAUACCGUGAAUGCACCUUUUCAGCGAAAAUCCGCAAUGCCGCGAAGCCCCUUUUCAAGGUUAAAUGAACAUAUUACCCUCACAUUAAUUCAUCAUUUUUUAAGUUUAAAAGGUUCUUAUACUGGCUUAUAUGCUCCAAGUAUAGUAAAUUUUAAAAUGUAACAUAUUUUACAGGUUAUCACUUGCAUUCUAUUGAAAGCCAAAUCCUGCUACUAUUCAAGGUUGCUUCCACUUCUUUUGAAUCAGGAAGAAUGACAUUUGCACAUAGCUUGUUACAAUUUAAAAAAAGCACUGUGCAGGUUGGUUGGGUCAUGAGAAAUAUGCUCAUUUUUCUUUAUAAUAUGUGAUAUAAACUAUUCUAUUAGAAUUCAAAUAGAAAUUAUUUGACCAAAAUCAAUAUUCACUUCGAACCUAAAAUUUCCUAUUCGCACGAGCCUAGUCACGUACAAUGUCAUACCUGUCUAUCAGAAUACGUAUUCGAUAUUUGAAAAGUAAGACUUAAUAACUUGAACAGCAUAUUUGAAAAUAGCCAGCAAUAAGCAGCAGAAUGUGUUGUUAGAUUUUGUUGAUGUAGCUGCUUGCUUUUAUUGGUUACACGCAUCUUCAUUGUGUUUUCGUGCUUUUCAAGCAUGCUUUGCAUGAUGGAUGACUUUCUCAAAAAGCUUUUAGGAAAUCUUGCCAAAAGACCAAUCACUAGCACUGAUUCCAAUGCACCCUUGAAAUAGCAGUGAUAGGUUUUGGUUGCUGUAAUAUUUUACAGGGAUACUUAGUUCUCUAAAUUUAUUCUUCAGUGAAACAUGCGUAAAGAUUUGAAUGUGGGAAAGAAUUAUGAAUGUGGAAAUAUCUAACUCUGUCUUGGGGAAGGGUCAGAGGGACACCAAAAAGAAAAGCAAUUUUUCUCAUGUUAGUAAAUUCCCCUUUUCACAAUACCAAAAGCACCACUCUUUCCACGAGUAGGUUCUUGGUCAGUGAGAAAGCAUGCAAAGAGAAAAUGCGGGUGGUAAAGCCACAUAGAAGUUCCCGCAUCAACUUGCUCUGACAUCAUGGAUUUUGAUGGCGUCUACUAGGGCCUACAUAGUUUCUCGAAGGGGGCCAGAUAUUUGUCAUACCAAGUUUCAGUAACUUUUGUUCAAGUUCAAGAAUGCAAUUAGUAAUUUGGCUGAAUCAAGCAUGAAGGUAUCCAGAGCAGGCAUUCACCAUGUGGACCAAUAUAGGAGGAAAUGCUGAUUUGCAUAUAAAAUUGACUUUUGUUACCUCUCUGGGAUCAAUAAGAUACUGUACAACUCACUCUUUGACGUGGAAGUGAUGGAACAUGUGUGCAAAAAUGAGGGUCAAGCUUAAAAUAAGUGGUAAACUAGAGUGCCAGGUAUACAUGACUCUUCCAGACAAGUUUUUAGCUUGUCUGUAUUCACAUAUUUGCCACUUCAUGCAGCAGUGCGUAGUAGCCCAUCUGAAUGCAGUAUUUCCUUUUCGUGUUGAGAAUAAAAAUAUGUCUAUAUGAUAAAUAAUAAUCGUAUGCAUGUUCUGUAGUCAUUCAAGAGGAAAAUGUGUCAAUGCAAUGCAGUGGAAGUCAGGUGCCACCUGUGAUCAUUAAUCAGAAGCAGUUUAACUGGAAUAGUCAUGUGUAUCUGAUGCUCUUAUUGACAUUAUUGACAGGGAAUUUGGUAUGUCUUCCAUAAUCAUUGCUUGAAUAGCAACUAGGUGUUUUUUUACCCGAUAUUAGAUGCCCGUAUAAUUUGAGCACUAAAGAUUGCACUCGUUUGAAGUGUUUUCAAAGUGUAUGCAAAUGAGUGAAGGAUUGAGGGCUUGUGAGGAGCUGAAAUGAGGAAAGCUAAAAAAGAAACAUUUCUCUGAUGUUGACUUGAUUGAUGAAUUUCCUUACAUGCGAUUGCAUACAGCAGUUGUUGCCAAGUGAACACACGUAUCGGCACUCUACAGCCACUGGUUGAAGCACAUAAAUAAUUUUAAGUGGCUGCAUAUCUGAUGCCAUUAGGCUCCACAGUACUGAUGUGAUCCUGCCAAAAUUAUCUGCCUUUCUUUUGAUGAAAGAAAAAGUGUGUUGACUGGGGACUAUUACCUCCUCCACUGCCAAGCAGGGCUUUUUAUUUGUGGCUGAUUGAACAGAAAUCCUUCUCAGAGCUGUGAUGAAUCUUCACUUGUUUUUUUAAUCAUUACACAUGCAUCAUUGUAGAAUCAUAAGUAAGUAGUUAUAUCCCUGUUCUUGGCAAUCUGUGCUGUGUGCGAGAAAAAAGAAAAGCUUUUAAAGCUUUUUUUUUUCUUGGAAUGCCAUAACUAUUUAUCACAUCAAAAGGGAAGAUGUCCAUAUUUCGAUCAUUAGGCUCAUCUGUAAAUGAAGUGUGAAAGUUGUAAUGCAUUCUGAAAAAUGAACAGCUUAAAAUAAAAGCUGAGCACAAAAAAUGCUAUCAGCAUGCUGAUUUGUGUGAACAGCUGUUUAUUUGUGCAGCCUCUUGUGUCGUGCCCCCUUCCCCCUGUUUUCUGUUGUAAAUCUAUUUUCCAGCUUUUUUUGUUGGGGAAGUUUAUUUAUGAGGCUGGCCAUCCAUUUCCAACGAAAUUACUGCGGUUUGCACGUCACAUAUUUAUUUGAAAGACUGGACCAGUUGAACUGCUUUUUUUUUAUUUCUAUACUUUCUGUGCGCACAUUAGGCUGGUUAUUUUUUAUAGAGCAUCAAGGAUUGCUUUUAUUUUAUGCUGGUUUCUGCUUAUACUGUGGUUUUUCAGAAAGAUGUUUAAAUAUUGAAGUUUCAUCUGAUUAUGUCCCGGGUGCGAGUUUUCCACUGAGGAAUUUUUCUUUGACUUUCCGUGGGAGAGAUCGCCAGACAGUUUUUCAGGAAAUGGGAACACUGUGGGUAAUGUAAUUUGGUUACAUUGCCAUUGGGCUUAUCUGUUUUUCUAUGUACAUCGUCGUUUCUGUGUGCUUUUGCAGCUUUGUACAUGCAUCUGCACUUUAUGUAGUUUUUGCUUUCUUGUUGUUUUAUUAUUUUGACCUGUACUUCUGUGUAGAUAUAUACAUAUAUAUAUAUAUAUAUAUACAUACACAUAUAUGCUUUUCAUAUUUCACAUACCGUAUAUACUGGGUCUUUUACGCCUUGCAUUUUCUCCCAAUACAGCCACUAGGAGUUUUUAAAGUAUAGAUGAAACAGUUCCUGCACAUAAUUUUAACUUGUGCUGUGACUGAUACAUUUGCCUAUUUAUUUUUGUAGGUGUGACUUUUUGUAUGUCUCACUGCUGUGUGUGUUGUAUGAUGUGCUGUACAUGAGUGUUUGCUUAGAUGAACAUUUUAUUUGGAAAUGUUUAGUCCCGUUUUAAAAGGCUUCACUGUUAAAUUAUUUGUUGUAGCAAGAAAAUGUACAUAAUGUUGAAAAAAAAAUGUCUGUGAACAAUAAACUGGGAUGUGCAUAAAAAUCCAUGUCUGAAACCAUUGAAUAAAU